GAGACAUGGCAUGAAUGAUCGUGUCUUGUCAGCAGUUUUGGAAUUGGAAGUGAAUCGGACAUGUUCGAGACAAUCGGAACUCCUGGCGGCUUGUGAAUAUCAGUUUUGUGUUAUCCAUCAUUGACCAUCAAAAGCACAACAAUCUUUCCUCUUAGUUUAAACCUUAAAAUAGCCUGGAUAGUACUAACAAAAACGCCGCUUGAAAUCAUUUUUGCCUGGCUGUGACCAUCUGGGAACUUCGUCUUUGGAUGUUUUGAUCCUCGAGUGAAAAAUGUCGGAAGACAAAAUCCCGAAAAUCAAAGAACGAAUGAAAGCUUUGCGAGAAAGCUAUGCUUAUAAAGCGAACCAGGUUUCCCGAUAUGGAAAAGUCAAGGAAGCCAAAGUUAACAAGGAUUUCUUCGAUCGGCAUGCAAAUAUUGGACUAACGGACAACAAAGCGUAUCCUACCAGAGAUCUAAUUCAGUGUCCAGUGAUACCACAUCAUAAAGUUGGAAUUCGGCGAGCAGAAGCACAUCUCGGCCACUGCAAGAGGACUCAUGAUGUAACGAUUGACGAUUGCGAGAUCAAUGAGAAACACCACAAUUUUCGCCGGGAAUUGGCCGCAGAACAUUAUCCGCUCUGCGCCACAUUUCUCUUGCUGAAGUACCGUUUCGCACACGGCUGGCCAGCGGCCUACUACUACGAGCAUGACUUCCGCAGUGUGUCCAUUCGUCGCUGGAGUGCGGAGGAAGCGGCAGCGGUUAAGGAGGACUUGUGUGGAGCUGAGCCGUGGCUUGGCUGCAGCAAAAAACAUCCGCCGCAUUCGCAGUGGUAUUUGCGCGACACCAACACACAUCAGAUGGAGAUGACCGGAAUAUUGUUAGAAGAUCUUUGUGAAGACGUGAAAGAAGCCGCCGAAAAAAUUGAGAAAAGCCUGGAUCAGCGCGCCAAGAGCCGUCCCUUGCCCAACUUCUAUGGACGCCGUCCCCCCAGACUGGAAAUUCCGAGAUACAAACAACUGGGAGAGAAGCACUUUCCUCUAGUCCCGGUGAAAAAAUCGAAGCGCGUUCAUUUUGAUUUCGAUGCUUGGCUGUACAGCGACUGCGAUCGCCUUAAAAGUAACGACUUUCAACAAGGUUAUUUUCCAGCGCGCUGAAGACAGGCAGCGCUUCGAAGGACGAAAUCUCAAUCAGUUACAGUGAAUUUAAUUACCAUGUACGAAUAGCGAUUUUACUUUUUUGGUAGCUGCGGGUAGUGUUGUUCGUUUAUUGUUGACAUAUUUGCCUAUCAUAUCUUUUGUUGUCUCUGUGCUUCCAGGCUUUUGUUUGUCAUAUUUUCGCGAAAUAGUCUUUUGGGCACCGUUUUGACCACGACUGGAUUACAAAUCACUGUGUCCAGCGCGGCGCUUCGUUUAGCAGUAGCAAAUCGAUUAAGAUGUAUAUGGAUUAGUAAGUACCGUUGUAUAGUUAUUUCAUUUUUUAUGAUGUCUCUUCUGUUUAUAUGUUGUGUUUACAUAUGCCCACAUAUACAUUUGCUUAGUUUUACACUAUAUGUUAUUAUACCGUACACUCCAGUUGCAUAAUAAUCACAGAGCGGUAUUUGUUUGCAUUGUCACUGUACAUGCAUUGAACUUUCGGUUAAUGUUUGACGCAAAUCGUUAAGUGGUGCAUUAUUGCUGCUAGUAGAAAAAUGCACUCGUAAAUUAUAGUAACUAUUUCCUGCC
Paramacrobiotus metropolitanus is the source of this 1702-nucleotide messenger RNA. RefSeq lists its product as uncharacterized. The record is from RefSeq and is a predicted model, not a curated record. The transcript has 7 exons. Bases 272 to 1135 code for a protein of 287 amino acids. NCBI's taxonomy places the organism in Eukaryota, Metazoa, Tardigrada, Eutardigrada, Parachela, Macrobiotidae.